This is a messenger RNA of Suillus clintonianus, 1993 nucleotides long. RefSeq lists its product as uncharacterized. NCBI's taxonomy places the organism in Eukaryota, Fungi, Basidiomycota, Agaricomycetes, Boletales, Suillaceae. Bases 92 to 1918 code for a protein of 608 amino acids. The record is from RefSeq and is a predicted model, not a curated record. The transcript is spliced from 2 exons.
CUGAGUUUUAAAAGCGUGUCAACUCCGCCCUCAUUACCAUCCAGCGAUCUUCGUGAAGGGAAACCAACCUUAAGCUUAAGUAACUCUUGGCAUGAACUUGUCGCAACAAGAACUCCCCAUCACAUCCUACUUUGCGCGAGAUAAGAAGGGCAAGAAAGUGGCAGAACAAACCAAGAAGAGGAAACUCGCACCAGUUGCGGACGACAGGGGAGGUCCAGCAAAGCGGGCAGCAGUUUCUGCUGAUGUGCAUACGGGUGCUCAGGGUAGCGCCAAACGGCCGCAGAAAACUAGGAAGCAAACAAAGCUUCCUCCCUCGAAGCCUCUUGUCGCGUCGACCUCCAGCCGACGAGAGAGGCCAUUACCUCGCAGACCAUCCCACGAUGUAGUGGUCAUUGACUCGUCACCCGAGCGGCCGGUUGCGGGCAGCUCUCGGUCGGCGAAGGGCAGCUCGAACACUGUUUCGCAUAGAAUAAAUGCACCAUGUUUCUCCAGUGUCAAGGAACCCGUGCAUCUCGCAAGCACUGCAAAGCAAUCUCUAGCCACUCCUCCCCCAACGAACCAAACAAAGAAGCGGACGCUGGCAGUAUCAAGCACUGCGGUAGUUCGCCCUCUCCCUCGGAGCGCUACCGUAGCUCCCGCCGUUGUGUCUUUACCUACUCCGGAGACCAACGUGCGUAAACCCAGCAAUAUGCAUGCACCGACCGGUUUGCACACAUUUAUUGGCGCGACGUCGCCGUGCAGAAUAAAGCAUGGGUCUGGCACUCAUGCAUCAUCGAGCCCUUCCCCAGCUUCUGCGCCGCUCAUUAUGAAGCUCACUGUCCCAGUAGCCAACGACUUAGACGCCCACCCGAGGAAACUCACGGAUACCUCCCAUGGAAUACGACAGAUAAUAGAUCCUGACGACCCUUUUACCUGCGCGCCCCGAAACAGCGACGUGGUCCAUGCGACCCCUGUGUCUUCCCCAGAUUCACCAUUUAAGGAGCUGCAGUCUGCUCCUGCUAUAGUCGAAGAACUCAUCCCAUCCUCGCAAAGUCAAUACUUGCUUGCAUUAGAUGCGACGCCGAGUCGCAAACGGGUAGUAAAACCCGUGUCAAUCAGCAACUAUGAGCCUGUCCCAAGCUCACAGUCGCAGGAGGAGGGAGCGAUUAGCAUGGCGUCUCUAUCCGGAAGCUUGUUGAACAACUUGUAUUUGGCAAGAAUCGAAGCCGACCUCCCAACGCCGCGUCCCAUUACGCACGCUGCCCAUUUCAAUCGUAGUGAGCGCAAACGACCGCACCAAUUUUCCCUUGGGUCAAGUCCUGCCACAUCGCCUGUUGUUUCACCGCCAAGAAGAUUCUCUGGUUCAUUCCUGGCAUAUAGAUCUCCAAGAAAUAGAUCCUCGUUUGUUGCGUCGCCGUCUCGCAGGCCUUUGAAAGGCACUCCAAGUCGCGUCUUAGACAAGAUCUCUCCCCUUAAGAAGCCCAUAGAGCGUACAGAGUCUAUGGAUAAUGUUCGCCCCGCUCAGGAAGACGACUCUGUCACAGAGCCAGAGUCAGAACCAGAAGUGCUCAAACCUGGUCCAGAUGACGAUUCCGAAACCGAGCCAGAAUCAGAAAUACCGAUUGUCGCUCUCCCAGCAGAGAUCGCGAAUUGUAAACCGCAAGACGUGACUCAGCGGCCUCAAACAACUAGAGCCUCCAUCCCAAACCAAUCUGCCAAACUUUCUCCCUACAGAAAGCGACAAACACCUGAUCCGUCAUACACUUCCUCACUGGACGAUUUAAUGCAGCAGGGUGCUGGGAUGAGUGUCCCAGCACCACGCAGAUGUUUCUUAUUACCUUCAAGAACCCCACCGCCGGCAGUGAGAGAAUUCCUCGAGAUGUUCCAGGAGGGCGAUGGAAGUUACCCUGACGAUUUCCCGGAGUCCCUGCGUUGUUAAAAGUUAAGUCGGAUAUUAAUAUUGGUUAGCAGAGCAGACAAGAAGUCAUUGGAUUAAUAUGCACAUGGACGUUGG